Messenger RNA from Funneliformis geosporum, 369 nucleotides. NCBI's taxonomy places the organism in Eukaryota, Fungi, Glomeromycota, Glomeromycetes, Glomerales, Glomeraceae. The record is from the annotation of a GenBank genome assembly.
ACGAAAGUAGAAGAAAUACUUGAUAAAAACCAUUCAAGUUUAAUUCCAAAAGUAUUAGAUAGUAGUUUGAAUAUUGGCGAUCUUGAUAAUCUAUUUAAUAAAAUUACAGGGCGAACUAAACAAAAGAGAAAGAAUAGAUCUAAAUUUAAUCAAGAAGAAAAAUCACAAAAAGCUUAUAGAUAUGAAGUUCAAAAAGUCAAGAAUUUGCUAGAUGAUUUAAUGUAUCAAAGAAUGGAGGAGCAAGAAUACAAAAAGGAAGAGUGUAAAAGAAAAGAGAUAGAAAGAAGGCAAAGAGAAGAGCAAAGGCAAAAGGAAUUUAAUUUACUAAUUUCUGCUUUACACUCUUCAAAUAAUAUAACAACUGAUUGA